AUGCAAGCACAGUCGGGCAUCACGUACGUGGUGCAUCCCUCCAUCCACCAAAACGUCAAGGAUGGACUUGCCGCAGCUGGAAACAUCCAGGUGACGGAAUGUGCGUCUACCGGGACCCUGAGCCGCGGAUACCUUUUUUGUGUUCGGGAGGGAGGGGUCGAUCUCGAACUGUUUGUGAGCCGGGACCAGGAUGCGCCCCUCUGUUGGUGCCAGAAAGACGUUCUUUGCAGGGUAUGGAACUCGCGUCUCUUCCUGAAAACGUCUGCUUACUCACGAUUGCAGCACGCGUUCUGGCUGAUGGAUCAAAUCUUCCUUACCGCUUCGCAAAAACUCAGUUACUUUCCCAACGUGAUCCACAUCCAGGCUGAUGGGAGAGCCACCGCGGACCCAGCUCACAUGAACCAAACGCUACCUUCCGCCGCCAUCUUGAUCGAUACCAUCACCAUCAACCAAAUUGGCCUUAGUCGAAGAUGGACCGUCCGCAAAACGCAAACUCCAGACGUUGGGGCUGGCGGCUCGAACCAAGGCGAUGGGCCUUUGAAGGACAGAGUGGAACUGCUCAAAUGGGUCCUCGAGCCAAGCGAUGCUGUCUGGCAUGCCUUUUCCAGGUGCUGCGCGUCGCGUCUCGACUGCGACGAUGACAGGGUCGUCCAGAAUGUGUGGCGGCAAUUCAAGGAACUCGUCGAUGACCUCUUGGACGAUGAAAAAUUCGAACCGAGGCUGGACGCCAUGCUCACGCCAGACUUCUGCGUUGCUGCUCAACUGAUCCAGCUCAAGGCCGGCUACGAGAAGGUGUUCCGGGACAUUGACGCGAUAGAACCCCUGUACGACCACAAACCCACAACUUACUUCAUCGAGCAGGCCGAUAAACUCUGCGAACACGCCAUCAAAAUCGCCAGGCUCUACGACAGUGGGGUCGUUCGGAAAAGUGGAUAUGUCUGGUACAUGUCGGGCUUGCUUAUUCACAUCAUCCGCGAAGUGGUGGAGCGGGACUACAGCAAGUACAGCAACUCGCAAGGAUCGGCACGGCAUGACGACCCGGCAGGCAACCUUUACGUCCGCCUCGUUAGCGACUCAUCGCCCGAAGGAGGGCUGAUGUAUGUCUUGAAAACCCUUGGAUCCAUUCCCCCAGGCAUACUCGGCCGCCACAGACAAGUCCUGCAACGGAUCGAACGGGCCUUGCGACCCGUUGGAGGGGAUACGACUUUCAAGUCCAAAUUCCAUGAAGUGGUGGCGAGAUGCAGUCCUGGGAGCUAG
Messenger RNA from Diplodia corticola, 1257 nucleotides. Its product is annotated as swim zinc finger family protein. The coding region runs from base 1 to 1257 and encodes 418 amino acids. Lineage: Eukaryota; Fungi; Ascomycota; Dothideomycetes; Botryosphaeriales; Botryosphaeriaceae. The record is from RefSeq and is a predicted model, not a curated record. The transcript has a single exon.